AUGAUGAUGAAUCCUCGAGGAUUUGGUAUUAAAAGGUUUAAGAGGAGCAUCAAUAAUGAUUCGUUGACGAAAUUUAUUAAUGAUAAUAGAAAUAUUGAAUCUUCUACUGUAUUUCAAGGUAAUUUAUAUGAAUAUACUGUAAUGAGAGAACUUGAAAGCAAGUUAAAUGUUAUUAAUAUGAUGAAAAUAGGUGGCUCGAAUGAUGGUGGGAUUGAUUUAGUGGGUGAUUGGCCAUUAAGGACAAUUUAUGAGAAAAUGAAUUUGAUUCUUAAAUUAGAUGGAAACAAGAUUCCAUCAAUUUCAAAAAUUAAUGGGAGAACUAUUAAGCCAAUAUACAAUUCAAUUUUGAAAGGGAAUUUGGAUACAAUGGAUUUAAAAAUCUUGGUUCAAUGUAAGGCCUUUUCAAGUUCAAAAGUUUCACCAAAGGAAUUACGAGAAUUAGUUGGAGCAUACUCAACUCAUUGUAAUAGACCUAGUGAUAAAAAUAAGACAAUUGUAAUGAUGUGUUCCCCAAAUUUGCUAACUUCGAAAGGGUUGGAAUUAAUUAAUUCUGUAAAAAUCCCAUUGAUAUACUUAAGAGUAAGUUUAAUAAAGAAUUUAAAUAAGGAGUAUGACAUUGAAAAUUCAGGGAAAUUAUUAAAUUAUUACGAAAAUUCGUACACUUCAGAAUUAUUGCAAAAUCUUGGUGUGAAAGAAUGGCUAAAGCUGGGAUUAUACAAUGCUGAUUUGAAUUCCAGAAAUAAUGUGAAAUGA
This is a messenger RNA of Vanderwaltozyma polyspora DSM 70294, 753 nucleotides long. It is a transcript of the gene RRG7, whose product is annotated as Rrg7p. The coding region runs from base 1 to 753 and encodes 250 amino acids. The record is from RefSeq and is a predicted model, not a curated record. The transcript has a single exon. Gene Ontology annotation, molecular function: nucleic acid binding. Gene Ontology annotation, cellular component: mitochondrion. Lineage: Eukaryota; Fungi; Ascomycota; Saccharomycetes; Saccharomycetales; Saccharomycetaceae.